Messenger RNA from Micromonas pusilla CCMP1545, 1476 nucleotides. RefSeq lists its product as uncharacterized. The record is from RefSeq and is a predicted model, not a curated record. The coding region runs from base 1 to 1434 and encodes 477 amino acids. The transcript has a single exon. NCBI's taxonomy places the organism in Eukaryota, Viridiplantae, Chlorophyta, Mamiellophyceae, Mamiellales, Mamiellaceae.
AUGCCGCCGAAGAAGAAGGCGAAACUCAACCCGACGGAGCCGCGGAGGCCGACGACGCCGCCGUACGAGAAGGCCGCGGCCGCGAGACCCCAGAGCGCCGCUCCGCUCGUGAAGUUCCUGCUCGACGAGACCGACGCCGCGAGCGAGAUCUUCUCUCGACUGGACCCCGCGUCGUUCGCGACGUCGACGCGCGCGUGCGCGGACCUGUUCCAUGGCUUCAAGGCGCGCGCGAGGGAGAACGGGAAGCUCGAUCAGGCCGCGUUCUUGACGACGGUCCCUCGGUUCAAGUGGGCGGUAGAAAACGGGCUCUUGCAGCUCGGCAUGGGACUCUUCAGGCACGCUUUGAGGAUGAACGUCAAGCGGGCACCCUGGCAGUGUGCGUUUGCGUUUGGGGAGCUUCCCGCAUCCUACGACUACUACGCAUCCUGGAGGAAGGCGCACCUGGAGUCGGACGACGCGGUGACGAUCUUGCGACGGCUGUUGACGGACUUCUCGGGAGCUUUCGACGGAAGGUCUCUCACGAGAGAAAUGCGCGAAGACAUGAGCGCGGAUGUCGCCGCGGCGGGAUCCGUGGACGUGAUUAAGUUCGUCGCCACCGUCGGAAACAGCGGUUGGACCGACGAGUGGCGUGACGAGUGGGGUAACUCCAUUCCGAUGAUGUUCACGUACGGGGCGUGCGCGCAGAAUGCCGCCGCGGAGGGGCACUUGGACGCGCUGAAGUAUUUACGCGAGGAGCUCUCGUGCGACUGGUGUGAUGGUGUCGUCUUGAAAGCCGCGGAGCACGGGCACGUCGAGAUGAUGCUCUGGGCGAUAAACAACGGGUGCGAAUGCGAGGAGUCGUCGAAAUACGCCGCGCGCGCGGCGCUCCACGGGAGGAGAAACGUUCUCGAGGUCUUGCGGAAUCUCGAGUAUCCGUUCGACGAGCUCGUGACCGCGGACGCGGCGUUAGGCGGGCAUCUCGACAUUCUCAAAUGGCUUCGGAGUGAGAGUUUCCUGCUAGAAACGAUCAUGGAGACGGGAGAAACCUGGGGGCCGUGCCCGUGGGACGAGAGCGCGACCGCGAACGCGGCGGGAGAAGGAGGGCGCGACGCGGAGUUGUUACGCUUUGCGCGCGAGAACGGGUGUCCGUGGGAUGGCGAUGUGUACCUCCGAGCGCAGGAAUGGAAACGACCCAUCGCUUUCGAGUGGGCGUUGAAGAACGGGUGCCCAUUUCCGACGGAAGAAGACAUCAAGCGUUGGUUAUCCAGGGCAGAGUACGAGAAGACGCCCCCGUUUCACCGGUUCGCGUUUGUCAAGAGAAGGGACUCGACGGGUGCGGAGAUGAAUCCAAAAGCCCUCCUCGACGAACUCUAUAGCCACUUCGCUCAUGACGGGGUGACGACGCUCCCGGACAUGUCUCACCUUCACGACUACGAUCCUGAUGCCGAGGCGUGAUUGUAGACCUCGAACGCAUGUAAAACAAUUACUGUACACGUA